CGGUCAGGCCUGCGGCCGCAGGGGCAGAACUGCUCGGUGGUCUGAGCCUGGCACUGGGCUGGGGUCGGCCUGUGGCUAGAGGACGUGACUUCCAUCUCCUUUGUGCGGCAUGGUUUUCAACCCCUUGACCCGCCGGUUCCUUUUGUUUGGGAAGCAUGGGGCCACAUCCCGUCCUUUGGAUUUGGAGAAAUAGAUGGGGUCCAGCGGUAUCCAUAGGCCACUCCAAAUGUCGCUUACCCUGCCCUGACCUUUGCUUGGACCAGCAGGCUCUUUCAAUGGUGCUUUAGCCUCUGUUCCAGUCCAGGACCUGGGCUCCACUGUCAUCAAAGAGGUCUUGAAGAGGGCCACUGUGGCUCCGGAUGAUGUGUCUGAGGUCAUCUUUGGACACGUUUUGGCAGCAGGUUGUGGGCAGAAUCCUGUUAGACAAGCCAGUAUGGGUGCAGGAAUUCCUUACUCUGUUCCAGCGUGGAGCUGCCAGAUGAUCUGUGGGUCAGGCCUAAAAGCUGUGUGCCUUGCGGCCCAGUCAAUAAGGAUAGGAGACUCCAGCAUUGUGAUUGCAGGAGGCAUGGAAAAUAUGAGCAAGGCUCCUCACUUGGUUCACUUGAGAACAGGAGUAAAGAUAGGUGAGAUGGUACUAGCUGACAGUAUACUCUCUGAUGGUCUUACAGAUGCAUUUCACAACUGUCAUAUGGGUAUUACAGCUGAAAAUGUAGCUAAAAAGUGGCAAGUGAGUAGAGAAGAUCAGGACAAGGUUGCAGUUCUGUCCCAGAACAGGACAGAGAAUGCACAGAAAGCUGGCCAUUUUGACAAAGAGAUUGUACCAGUUUUUGUGUCAUCUAGAAAAGGUCUUAUUGAAGUUAAAACAGAUGAGUUUCCUCGCCAUGGUAGCAACAUGGAGGCCAUGUCCAAGCUAAAACCUUACUUUCUUACAGAUGGGACAGGAACAGUCACCCCAGCUAAUGCUUCAGGAAUGAAUGAUGGUGCAGCAGCUGUGGUUCUUAUGAAGAAGUCAGAAGCUGAUAAACGUGGGCUUACACCUUUAGCACAGAUAGUUUCCUGGUCGCAAGUGGGUGUGGAGCCUUCCAUUAUGGGAAUAGGACCAGUUCCAGCCAUAAAACAAGCUGUUACAAAAGCAGGUUGGUCACUGGAGGAUGUUGAUAUAUUUGAAAUCAAUGAAGCCUUUGCAGCUCUCUCUGUUGCAAUAGUUAAAGAACUUGGACUAAACCCAGAGAAGGUCAACAUUCAAGGAGGGGCUGUAGCCUUGGGCCACCCUCUUGGAGCAUCUGGCUGUCGAAUUCUUGUGACCCUGUUACACGCACUGGAGAGAACGGGCGGAAGUCGUGGUGUUGCGGCCCUGUGCAUUGGCGGUGGGAUGGGAAUAGCAAUGUGUGUUCAGAGAGCAUGAACUUUGAACCACCUCAAUUUCUUUUUAAACUAAUAAAGUACUAGGGUUAUAAUAUGUGAAAUCAGAGGACCAAAGCACAGAUGGAAACCAUUUCCUACAUCACAAAAACCCAAGUUUACAGCUUGGUGUAUUUUAAUGGAUACUCAAGCUACAAGACGACUGCAUUUAACAUUGUUAUAAAUAAAGAAACAAGGAGAUCAAUUAUUAA
Molecule: messenger RNA, 1613 nt
Organism: Cebus imitator (Panamanian white-faced capuchin)
Lineage: Eukaryota; Metazoa; Chordata; Mammalia; Primates; Cebidae
Gene: ACAT2
Product: acetyl-CoA acetyltransferase 2
Exons: 9
Coding region: 434-1405 (323 amino acids)
Biological process (GO): fatty acid beta-oxidation
Molecular function (GO): acetyl-CoA C-acetyltransferase activity
Source: RefSeq, a predicted model, not a curated record